CCUCCGCCGCGCACAGCAACCCGCAUUAACGAUUUUUUUUUUCUGGGAAAUGCUUUAUUUGUUUCUACUAUAACUUGUGGAAACUACUUUAUUUAUUAUUUUGUUGAAAUCCCGCAAUUUUAAAUUUGGAAUCAGGAUGACUCUUUUCAACAAAGAUGUUAAGUUCUCGUUGAAAGCUAUGGUGAAUAAAGAGAACAAGAAGGUUCUAUUCGCAAGUGUAGACAGCACCUUCGCAGAUGUGUUGUUGAGCUUCCUGACUUUGCCAUUGGGGGCUAUCGUGAGGAUCUUGAAGAACCACUACGAAGGUGAGCAGCCUGGAUUCGGCAGCUUGACCACUCUGUACAACAGUGUUGCCAAUCUUGAUAGUGUCCAUUUCUGGACUGAAGAUGCUAAGUCGCAUCUGCUUCAUCCACGAAGUUCAUGUGAUGCUAGUCGUAAAAGGCUAAAGCUCGAUGUUAGUGAUUCCCCGCCAUUGGAAUACUUCAUUUGUGACAAGAACUGCACAAGUACUUGGUUCCCCAGUGAAAGCAUUUACUAUGAUACUGUCAGUGUCGCAUGCAGAUUCAACAAAUAUCAUUCAAUGAAAAGAAAAUUAACUGAUACUAAACCGGAGCCUUGUGAUGAUGGAGUUUUUACCACUAAUACAGCAUCUUUCGUUGUCACUGAUGAUCUGCGUAUAGUUCCUACUUCGUCAGGGUUGUUGCAGAUUGUAAAAUUUCUCGGCAUUGCAGAUGUGGACAAGGCCGAGCAAGUAGAUGUGACUUUUGGCUAUGUUGAGGUUAUGGCUUUGCUCAAGGCUAUCUUGGUGUCUGCAACGCCAUUGUCAGACGUCAUAUUCAGUAAAGCAGGACAGAUGAAGUCUACAACAUUGAAACUUCGACAUAUGACUUCGUCAUAUUUUGAAACUCCAUCAGCAUUCAACUCCAGUAACAUGGUUCUGAGGGUGGUUGUACAAAAAUCUACUAAUAAGGUUUUGUAUGCUCAAGCCCAGGAAGAUUUCGUAGAGCUUCUCUUUGGCUUCCUCGUCCUCCCACUAGGAGCAGCCGUGCGUUUUCUGGAAAGAAGAUCUCUUAAUAAGUGUUUCGACUAUUUGCACAUGAGUGUGGCUGAUCAUAUAGACAGCAAAUAUUUAAAGAAUGGUGCAAAAAAGAUGCUCAUCAACCCCAAAAUACCUCACGGAUAUAUUUCAGAAAAUUUCGUUCUUCCUAUCAAUGAAGAGGCCAUAACUGCUUUCAACGAACAUAUGAUGAACUUUUUCUCUUCUAAGAAGUUCCCAUAUGGCCGGGGGAAAUACCUCAAGGCACCCCGGACAUUCAUGGUGAAGGAUGAUUUAACUGUUACGCCUCUUUGCAUUGCUUCCACGCUUUCCUUCCUCAGUGGGAUGAAAAUCCCUAUAUCUGAUGUCAAAGAAGUUCAACUGCAAAUUGGAUUGAAAGAGGCUUUAGACAUAUUGAGAGCAUCCCUUACAUCUGAUUCUGCCUUAUCCAAUGGUCUGAAUUUGAGUUAUCAUAAAUCUCAAAAAUAGAAGGACCAAGACCAAGUGAAAUCCCACUUUGGGUUAUGAUAUUACUAGUCAUAUUAGUAAGGUUUAAUUUCAUGCUUAUUUUUAGUAGGGUGUGUUUAUAUUCCAAGUAGGAUUAAAGAGAGGUAUCCAUUCUUUAUCUAUUUCAGUUUCUAUAUCCUGCUUUGUUCUGUUCUAUCAUUUAUUAUGCCAAUGAUGCAUUAUGUUUCGUAAACCGAUAUUUUAUCGAAUGUUUUUGGUACAUGUGCCUUUCGCUCCAUACCAUGUUUUGGUACAUGUAUAUUUUUUGGAUAAUGUGUUACGAGUAUUAUACUAUGUUCAAUGAUUUUAGUUACCAUAA
This is a messenger RNA of Salvia splendens (bonfire salvia), 1862 nucleotides long. RefSeq lists its product as uncharacterized. The record is from RefSeq and is a predicted model, not a curated record. Bases 137 to 1525 code for a protein of 462 amino acids. NCBI's taxonomy places the organism in Eukaryota, Viridiplantae, Streptophyta, Magnoliopsida, Lamiales, Lamiaceae. The transcript has 4 exons.